UGCGCCCUGGCAGCCGGGGAGGAGGGCGGAGAGGGCUGGAGCCGGAAGUGAAGGCAGGUUCCCGCCUCCGUCCCUGUUGCCGCCGCCAUACACGCUCGCGGUGCUUCGCUCUUCUGUUGGAAACUAGCGUCUUUCCCCUUGCUGCUCCUCACCCCUUUCCCUUUGCUUCCUUACCUCCUCUGGGACCACUGACUCUGAGACCUCCCUUCCCCCUCCCGCCGGCCCAAUUAUGGCAGAGAAUGAUGUGGACAAUGAGCUCUUGGACUAUGAAGAUGACGAGGUGGAGACAGCAGCUGGGGGAGAUGGGACUGAAGCUCCCGCCAAGAAAGAUGUCAAGGGCUCCUACGUCUCCAUCCACAGCUCCGGCUUCCGAGACUUCCUGCUCAAGCCAGAGCUGCUCCGGGCCAUCGUUGACUGUGGCUUUGAGCAUCCAUCAGAGGUCCAGCAUGAGUGCAUCCCCCAGGCCAUUCUGGGGAUGGAUGUUCUGUGCCAGGCCAAGUCAGGCAUGGGAAAGACAGCGGUGUUUGUCCUGGCCACACUGCAACAGCUGGAGCCGGUUACCGGGCAGGUGUCUGUUCUGGUGAUGUGCCACACUCGGGAGCUGGCUUUUCAGAUCAGCAAGGAGUAUGAGCGCUUCUCAAAGUACAUGCCCAACGUCAAGGUGGCAGUGUUUUUUGGCGGUCUGUCUAUCAAGAAGGAUGAAGAGGUGCUGAAGAAGAACUGCCCACACAUUGUCGUGGGCACUCCUGGCAGGAUUCUCGCCCUGGCUCGAAAUAAGAGCCUGAACCUCAAGCACAUUAAACACUUUAUCUUGGACGAGUGUGACAAGAUGCUUGAACAGCUCGACAUGCGUCGGGAUGUCCAGGAAAUUUUUCGCAUGACCCCCCAUGAGAAGCAGGUCAUGAUGUUCAGUGCUACCUUGAGCAAAGAGAUACGCCCAGUCUGCCGCAAGUUCAUGCAAGAUCCUAUGGAGAUCUUCGUGGAUGACGAGACCAAGUUGACGCUGCACGGGCUGCAGCAAUACUACGUGAAACUGAAGGACAACGAGAAGAACCGGAAGCUCUUUGACCUUCUCGAUGUCCUUGAGUUCAACCAGGUGGUGAUCUUUGUGAAGUCUGUGCAGCGAUGCAUCGCGCUGGCCCAGCUUCUGGUGGAGCAGAACUUCCCCGCCAUUGCUAUCCACCGAGGGAUGCCCCAGGAGGAGAGGCUCUCGAGGUAUCAGCAGUUCAAGGACUUCCAGCGCCGGAUUCUCGUGGCCACCAACCUGUUUGGCCGAGGUAUGGACAUUGAGCGAGUGAACAUCGCCUUCAACUAUGACAUGCCAGAGGACUCGGACACCUACCUGCAUCGGGUGGCCAGAGCAGGCCGGUUUGGCACCAAAGGCUUGGCCAUCACGUUUGUGUCAGAUGAGAAUGAUGCCAAGAUCCUCAAUGACGUGCAGGACCGCUUCGAGGUGAACAUCAGUGAGCUGCCUGACGAGAUCGACAUCUCCUCCUACAUUGAGCAGACACGGUAGAGGAGUCACCCUUCUGGACUGUGGCAGUCUGUCUUGUAGAAGAGACCCCGGGAUCAGGAAGGAGACGCCCCCGCCCCUGACAGCUCUCCUCCUGUCCUGUCCACGCUUCCCUCUGCGGCACCACCACUCCUGAACUGAUUCCUGUUUAUCAGAGUUUUUUGUUUUUGUUUUUGUUUUUUAACAAAACUAAGAAUGAAAUGACUGUG
Psammomys obesus (fat sand rat) is the source of this 1722-nucleotide messenger RNA. It is a transcript of the gene Ddx39b, whose product is annotated as DExD-box helicase 39B. The record is from RefSeq and is a predicted model, not a curated record. The transcript is spliced from 11 exons. Bases 230 to 1516 code for a protein of 428 amino acids. Gene Ontology annotation, biological process: mRNA splicing, via spliceosome; mRNA export from nucleus. Lineage: Eukaryota; Metazoa; Chordata; Mammalia; Rodentia; Muridae. Gene Ontology annotation, molecular function: ATP binding; RNA binding; RNA helicase activity.